Chenopodium quinoa (quinoa) is the source of this 846-nucleotide messenger RNA. RefSeq names its product ubiquitin-conjugating enzyme E2 2-like. Gene Ontology annotation, molecular function: ubiquitin conjugating enzyme activity. The transcript has 6 exons. Gene Ontology annotation, biological process: proteasome-mediated ubiquitin-dependent protein catabolic process; protein polyubiquitination; DNA repair. The record is from RefSeq and is a predicted model, not a curated record. NCBI's taxonomy places the organism in Eukaryota, Viridiplantae, Streptophyta, Magnoliopsida, Caryophyllales, Amaranthaceae. The coding region runs from base 161 to 619 and encodes 152 amino acids.
UCAAGGAAUUAGGAAUCUGUGAUAUCAUACCAUUAUUAUUGUCUUCCUUCUCCCCUAAAAAAACCCUAUUUAUAUUCUCUCUCCUCCUUUUUCUUCUUCACCAGCAGUCAUCAAUUUGCAGCAAAAUUCUCAUCGAAUCUUCUAAUCGGGGGUAGUUACGAUGUCUACUCCCUCAAGAAAGCGGCUCAUGAGGGAUUUUAAGAGGUUGCAACAGGAUCCUCCUGCAGGCAUUAGUGGAGCACCUCAUGAUAACAACAUUAUGCUUUGGAAUGCUGUCAUAUUUGGUCCAGAUGACACUCCGUGGGAUGGAGGCACGUUUAAGUUGACACUUCAGUUUACUGAGGAUUACCCAAAUAAGCCCCCCAGUGUUCGUUUUAUUUCUCGAAUGUUCCAUCCUAAUAUUUAUGCUGACGGAAGUAUCUGUUUGGACAUCCUACAAAACCAGUGGAGUCCAAUCUAUGAUGUUGCUGCUAUUCUUACAUCCAUACAGUCUCUGCUUUGUGAUCCAAACCCCAAUUCCCCUGCAAAUUCAGAGGCUGCAAGACUGUUUAGUGAGAACAAGCGAGAGUACAACCGGAGAGUCCGGGAGAUUGUGGAGCAGAGCUGGACAGCAGAUUAACAUCAUCCUCUGGUGCAAGAGCAGCAUUGGAAUGCUGUGAGGCAUGUUCCCAUGUCUCUCUCUAAUAUGUAUACAUUUUAGUACCGUGUUCAUUAUUUAAAUUCAUACAUUGUCAUUCUGCGGAUGUCUGCUUUGAUAUAUGUAGAAUUGUAGAUGAAUGAUCAAAGUCCGCCCCUUGUUUGUAAGUUAAUGGCGUUGAACAAUGUCAAUCUCCAGCCUUUUGUAGA